This is a messenger RNA of Etheostoma cragini (Arkansas darter), 452 nucleotides long. RefSeq names its product acrosin-like. The record is from RefSeq and is a predicted model, not a curated record. Gene Ontology annotation, biological process: proteolysis. Lineage: Eukaryota; Metazoa; Chordata; Actinopteri; Perciformes; Percidae. The annotation marks the transcript as partial. The transcript has a single exon. Gene Ontology annotation, molecular function: serine-type endopeptidase activity.
GGGACAGCGGGGGUCCUCUGGUGACCCGGUACAGGAACACCACCUUCCUGCUGGGGAUUGUGAGUUGGGGGAAGGGCUGCGCCCGGCCGGGCGACUACGGCAUCUACACCCGCGUCUCCAACUACCUGCCGUGGAUCCACAACCGCACCCGGGCCGACCAAUCACAGGCCACCGCCACCCGGGCCGACCAAUCACAGGCCGCCACCGCCACCCGGGCCGACCAAUCACAGGCCGCCACCGCCACCCGGGCUGACCAAUCACAGGCCGCCACCGCCACCUGGGCCGACCAAUCACAGGCCGCCACCCUGGCCAACCAAUCACAGGCCGCCACCGCCACCCGGGCCGACCAAUCACAGGCCGCCACAGCCACCCGGGCCGACCAAUCACAGGCCGCCACCACCACCCAGGGAGACCAAGCCCCGCCCCUUCCGGCGGAUCUCAUUGGACGUUGA